AAUUUGCGAAAAUUUGAAAACACCCUUUAGCUUUGGCUUCAGGUGGUGCUGCUACACUGGUUCAAGCUAAAGUAACAGUUAUUUUAACUCUAAACAAAAUGGAGCAGCUCAACGAGGAGGACAUUAAAAUGUAUUUUUAUGAGAACAGACUCAAAACUUUCGAGGGGUGGCCAUUCGACGAAGACUGCUCGUGCACUCCGGAGAACAUGGCCAAAGCUGGCUUCAUUCACACCCCGUCAGAGAACAGCCCAGACAUCGCCAUGUGUUUCUUCUGCCUCAAAGAGCUGGAGGGCUGGGAGCCAGAGGACGACCCACAAAAGGAGCACAAAUCUCAUUCCCCAUCAUGCCACUUUAUCGCCCUGAAGAAGACCGUAGAGGAGCUGACUGUUGAGGAAUUCUUCAAACUACAGAAGGAGAGGCACAAGAUCAUCAUUAACAAAUCCUGUAAUGAGGCCAUCACCAAGUUUGAAGAGGCAGCCAAACUGAGAAGAGCAGAUAUCAUCAAGACAGCCAUGGGUGAAGAGUGACACGAGAAUAGAUGCAGAUGAAUGAGAUGGGCGGCGUGUGAGAGAAUAAUUGUAGCCGGCUGUCUGACUGGUUUCUCAAUGAACUUAUUUCCAUGUUUCUGUCAUGUACUCUUUGUAACACUGUGCAUCUGUCAUCUUUUUAUGUUCUCUGUCGUCAUGUUUGCUGUUUUUAUUCAUUAAACUUGUUCUUU
Epinephelus fuscoguttatus (brown-marbled grouper) is the source of this 718-nucleotide messenger RNA. It is a transcript of the gene birc5a, whose product is annotated as baculoviral IAP repeat containing 5a. The record is from RefSeq and is a predicted model, not a curated record. The transcript is spliced from 4 exons. The coding region runs from base 99 to 527 and encodes 142 amino acids. Lineage: Eukaryota; Metazoa; Chordata; Actinopteri; Perciformes; Serranidae.